UACAUUCGUAAUAGUAAAUUCACAAAAAGAACACGGUUUAGGCCUUCUAAGAAGGUUUAAGUACUCUGGGAAAGACCGGUUUUAUCUUUUACCGAGCAGCUUUAUAAAGGAGUAUUUAUAGAAAUUUGUUCCCAUACAAGUUUAAGCUGCGUCUUUUUUAGUAGCAGAGGUUCGCCAUUUUUAUAUCAAAAUGUGUUUAAGAUUUGGAGUAGUUUUUUUGUUGGCAAGCAUCGGACAGCUGGUGGCAGUAUCAAAUUCAGCAACUAUACAAUAUGGAGGUUCUAAUGAAACACUACGAUCACGAACAAAAGCAAUAUGUGAUUGUAGCAGCUGUCCAAAGGAAUACUUAGUCGGCACUCAAAAAGUAACCUGGUACCAAGCUAGUGUUUUAUGUCAACAGAAUGGAAUGGAACUGAUUUCAAUAAACUCAGCGUCUGAAGAAAACGCCAUUGAAGCUAUUUUAGCCAAUUAUCCAACCACAGUUGGAGUUAAUAACGGCUAUUGGACAUCUGCUACAAGAAACGGAGCGUGUAGUACGGACUUCGUUUGGUUUUCAGGUGGAAAAUCUCUAAUUUAUGCUAAUUUUGCUCCAGGACAACCAGAUAAUGCUGGAAAGAUAGAAAGUUGCGUUGAACUAAUCUUAGAAAAUGCCAACAAAUAUUCCUGGAAUGACCUUCCGUGUCAAAACAAAAUUGGAUUUAUUUGUCAGUCGAAAUGCUGUAAUGGGCAAUAAAAGUAUUACAAAAAAUUUAACGUACAUAUAAUUAUUAUUUUCUUAAUACGAUAAUUAAAUAAGUUCGUUAUAACAUUAAGCUACGCUAAGCUAAGUUAGGUUAGGUUAGUUAUUAUUAAAAAAAUACUUGUAUGAUAGUACAUAACAUUAAUAAAAAGUCAUUUUUAGAAA
This is a messenger RNA of Anthonomus grandis grandis, 904 nucleotides long. RefSeq names its product C-type lectin 37Db-like. Gene Ontology annotation, cellular component: external side of plasma membrane. Bases 191 to 733 code for a protein of 180 amino acids. The transcript is spliced from 4 exons. Gene Ontology annotation, biological process: biological process involved in interspecies interaction between organisms. Gene Ontology annotation, molecular function: carbohydrate binding. The record is from RefSeq and is a predicted model, not a curated record. Lineage: Eukaryota; Metazoa; Arthropoda; Insecta; Coleoptera; Curculionidae.